AUGUGCUUCAAUACAUUCGUUCAGCACAUCAAAGCUGAAAAAUACCGUCAAUUUGGGUUUUCCUUCAAAUUACUAAAUCCCAUCCACUGGUUCCAGUUUGCUGAUGACGCGGCUGUAAUUACUGGCCAAGAAUCCGAAAACCAACAUCUAUUAAAUCGAUUUUCUAUCUGGUGCCAAUGGUCCGAUAUGAUUAUCCGAGUUGACAAAUGCAAGACCUUUGGCAUUAAAAAAGCCAUCACAAAAUCAGUUCAGUACUUGCCAAAACUCCUCAUCGGCAAUCAACUAAUACCAAAAAUCCCCAUUGGAAAAUCAUUUCAAUAUUUAGGACGUUACUUUGAUUUUCACAUGUCGAAUGAUAAUCAUAAAACUGAACUAACCACCCUACUUAAUGAACUAAUGACUGAUAUUGACUCAAAGCCAUUACAUCCCAAAAAUAAACUGCUCAUCUACAGUCGCUACGUCUUGUCCAA
Messenger RNA from Paramuricea clavata, 470 nucleotides. The record is from the annotation of a GenBank genome assembly. NCBI's taxonomy places the organism in Eukaryota, Metazoa, Cnidaria, Anthozoa, Malacalcyonacea, Plexauridae.